This is a messenger RNA of Mesocricetus auratus (golden hamster), 790 nucleotides long. Its product is annotated as ubiquitin-conjugating enzyme E2 2-like. NCBI's taxonomy places the organism in Eukaryota, Metazoa, Chordata, Mammalia, Rodentia, Cricetidae. The transcript is spliced from 2 exons. Bases 38 to 739 code for a protein of 233 amino acids. Gene Ontology annotation, cellular component: nucleus. The record is from RefSeq and is a predicted model, not a curated record. Gene Ontology annotation, biological process: protein polyubiquitination; ubiquitin-dependent protein catabolic process. Gene Ontology annotation, molecular function: ubiquitin conjugating enzyme activity.
UGAUCCCACGAGUCUAUCACUCAUCAUUUGGUUCUUUAUGACCUCACAGUGUUCUCUGGAACAGCUACCCAGACAUUCAAGUCUGUUCUCCCGCAAUAUCGCCAGCAGGAGGCCGCUGAGUGCUCCUGUUCUUGAAUGCUCUGCGGAGUUGUGCCUCCUAGAGGUUGUUCUGCCGCCUGGGAUCACAGCCUCCCAGCAACUCCACCGGAUUUUCCAGAUCCUGACCCAAAAUCUUCAGGCUCAACAGAGUCAUCACAAGCUGCCACAGAAGAUAGUUCAACCUAUUAUGGAGAAGGUUGCGCUUAAGAGAAUUUGGAAGGAGUUGUCUGCCAUGAAUCAAGAUCCCCCGGCCCAGUGUUCUGCAGGGCCGGUAGCAGAUAACCUGCUCCACUGGCAAGCAACUAUAAUGGGUCCAGAAGACAGCCCCUACGAGGGAGGGGUAUUUUUCCUCUCAAUCCACUUCCCAUUCAAUUACCCCUACCGGCCCCCCGAAAUUUCUUUCAUUACCCGAAUCUUUCACCCCAACAUAAGCAAAAAGGGGAGUAUCUGCCUCGACAUCUUGAAUUCUAAGUGGUCACCGGCACUCACAAUUUCCAAUGUACUACUUUCUAUUUGCUCUCUACUAUGCGAUCCAAAACCAGACGAUCCUCUGGAUCCUGAAGUUGCGACGAUUUACCACACAGAUUUAGAGGAGUAUAAUAAAUUAGCUCAGGAGUGGACCCAAAGAUAUGCCAUGUAAUUUCAACAUGUAAUUCCAUGAUCAUAAUAAUAAACCUUGCGGUUUUCUUUA